AUGCCCUGGGGAAGCAUCACCCUCAACGACGGAACGACUGCGCCGAGCGUCGCAUUCGGUACAUGGAGGCGAGGCAACGGGCCGCAGACCAUCGACCUUGUUCAGCUCGCCAUCGCCACCGGGUUUACUCACAUUGAUACCGCGCAGGUGUACCGCAACGAAGAGGAGGCAGGUGUGGCGAUCCGCGCUAGCGGUCUCGCACGCUCCGACUUGUACAUCACCACGAAAUACUCUGGCAAGACCGACAUCGACACUGCUAUCCGGAACAGCCUCAGAUUCUUAGGUGUCGAUUAUGUCGAUCUGUAUCUGAUUCAUGGGCCUGAUCUCGCCGUACCCGAUAUUCCUACUAUUUGGAAGAAGAUGGAAGACAUUCAUGAACAGGGAUUUGCCAAGAGUAUCGGUGUUAGCAACUUCAACAUCAGCGAGCUCAAGAUCCUGCUUGCCUCAGCCAAGAUCAAGCCUGUAGCGAACCAGAUCCUCUUCCACCCCUACAUUUUCGACCGCCAGGGCCCACUGGUCGAGUUCGGAAAUCAGCACGGGAUCGUCAGCGAGGCAUACAGCCCACUCAUUCCACUGACGCAUAAGACUGGCGGCCCCGUCGAUGCUCCGGUCGCGGCCAUCGCGGAGCGUCUCAAUACCGCGCCUGAGCGGAUCCUCCUUGCGUGGGCGCGCGCAAAGGGUACGCUUGUAGUGACGUCGAGCACGAAGAAGGAGCGCCUGGAGGGGUAUAUCGCCGCUGGUGACCUCGAGCUGACGAAGGAAGAUGUCGCUGCGAUCGAUGCAGCUGGCCUUGCUGGCUCGAGCUCGAGGCGGUGA
Sparassis crispa is the source of this 816-nucleotide messenger RNA. Its product is annotated as NADPH-dependent conjugated polyketone reductase C1. The coding region runs from base 1 to 816 and encodes 271 amino acids. Gene Ontology annotation, molecular function: oxidoreductase activity, acting on NAD(P)H as acceptor. The transcript has 9 exons. NCBI's taxonomy places the organism in Eukaryota, Fungi, Basidiomycota, Agaricomycetes, Polyporales, Sparassidaceae. The record is from RefSeq and is a predicted model, not a curated record.